Lactuca sativa (garden lettuce) is the source of this 1650-nucleotide messenger RNA. RefSeq names its product F-box/kelch-repeat protein At1g30090. Gene Ontology annotation, molecular function: protein binding. The record is from RefSeq and is a predicted model, not a curated record. Lineage: Eukaryota; Viridiplantae; Streptophyta; Magnoliopsida; Asterales; Asteraceae.
AAUGUAUGCAUCGUAAAGUUAAAAGUAGAAUAAAUAGCGGAGUAAAGUGUAGCCAGCCUAAGCCUACUAUACUCCUCGGCACUCGUGUUUGCACGGGUGGGUCGGCAUUUAUUUGACACGCAUCAACCGUCCAUUCUUUCCUCUUCCGUCUAAACUCUCCACCCCCCACCUCACCACCAUCCACCACCCAUAUAACACCAACACCACCACCCUACCACCACAAUUCUUCACCUUCAACCUUCAAUCCUUUCAUUCAAUCUCUUUUCUUUGAUCUCUGAGCUCGGUGUUGUGAAAUUUUGGGGGUUUACUCGAUCUUGGUCGAGAAAAGUUAAGACCUGUAGCAACUUAACUACAAAGAAUUGAUUUCAUUUUCGAGAUGCAAAGGGUCCGCAUGUCGUCACACCAACCACCGGUGCUGAAAUCAGGGGAUUCGGAGGUGAAAUCAACCCCUAAAUUUAGGUUGGCUGAUGUUACAGAUCAUUUACUGGAAUCAGAUUCGUGUUUUGAUCCUCUGCUUCCUGGUCUUCCUGAUGAUAUUGCUUUGAGUUGUCUUCUCCGGCUACCAGUCAAGUUUCAUUCAACCGGCCGGACUGUUUGCCGGCGGUGGUAUAAUCUUUUCUGUGAUAAAGGUCGGUUCUUUACGCAAAGGAAGCAAAUGGGUUUUCAAGAUCCAUGGAUGUUUGUGUUUUCUUUCCAUAAACGUACAGGAAAGAUUCAAUGGCAGGUUCUUGAUCUCAUUCAUCUCUCAUGGCACACGAUUCCAGCAAUGCCAUGCAUGGAGAAGGUCUGUCCACUUGGGUUCCGGUGCUUUUCUGUCUCCAAGAAUGGUUCGCUGUUUGUCUGUGGUGGGGUGGCCUCCGACGUAGACUGCCCUCUUAACUUGGUGUUGAAAUUUGAUGUGAAAUCAAAUCAUUGGACUGUUAUGAAGAAGAUGAUGACUCCAAGGUCGUUUUUCGCCGGAGGUGUGAUCGCCGGGAAGGUUUAUGUCGCCGGAGGGAACAGUAGUGAUCAGUUUGAGCUCAAUUCAGCUGAGGUAAUGGAUCCAAAAGGAGGUGUAUGGUAUCCGAUCGCAAAUAUGGGCACAAACAUGGCAUGUUAUGAUUCAGCUGUUCUUGAUGGGAAACUUUUUGUAACCGAAGGAUGGUUUUGGCCAUUUUAUGUUGUGCCACGUGGCCAGGUUUAUGAUCCAAGAACCGAUCAUUGGGAAUCCAUGGCAACGGGGCUCCGUGAAGGGUGGACCGGGUCAAGUGUUGUGAUAUACGGGCGUUUGUUUGUGGUAUCGGAGCAUGAGAGGACAAAACUUAAGGUUUAUGACUCAAGUCAUGAUACAUGGGAAACCAUCAAAGGGCCUCCCUUACCCGAGCAAAUUUGCAAGCCGUUCGUGGUGAACGGUUGCAAUGAUAGAAUUUAUGUUACGGGUCGAGACCUAUUUGUUGCAGUUGGUGUUAUUCAUCGAUUGAACAGCAGUUCAACCGAUGAAAAUAUAAAGUUUGCAGUCCAAUGGCAGGUCGUGGAAGCCCCAGAGGUUUUCUCCGACUUGACACCUUCUAGUGCGCAAAUUCUAUUUGCUUAGCCCUAGGAUAAAGUAUAAUUUUCCAUGUAUUGUACUUCAACUUAUGUAAUUAUAUUAGUACUACCAAUUUUAGUGUU